Messenger RNA from Chroicocephalus ridibundus (black-headed gull), 8432 nucleotides. It is a transcript of the gene STAT3, whose product is annotated as signal transducer and activator of transcription 3. The transcript is spliced from 24 exons. Bases 4203 to 6515 code for a protein of 770 amino acids. Gene Ontology annotation, molecular function: DNA-binding transcription factor activity, RNA polymerase II-specific; RNA polymerase II cis-regulatory region sequence-specific DNA binding. NCBI's taxonomy places the organism in Eukaryota, Metazoa, Chordata, Aves, Charadriiformes, Laridae. Gene Ontology annotation, biological process: growth hormone receptor signaling pathway via JAK-STAT; response to peptide hormone; regulation of cell population proliferation. The record is from RefSeq and is a predicted model, not a curated record.
GGCCCGCUCCAGGGACUCCUUCUACCUCUGUGGGGCACUGCCCCUGCCCGUCUGUGCACAUCGAGACAAUUGGCCCCGUUUCCACCCUGAAGGUGAUCGAUGUCGCCACCACUCCCUGUGCAGCCCCUUCUGCUGGUUCCUGUGGGUCUGUUGGAGGUGCCGGCACAGCGGUGGCAGGGGACAGGAGGGGCGUGUGGCCUGUCAUCCUCUGCCCGGGGGGGUGGUGACCGUGUUACAGCCCCCGCAGCCGGAGUUACCUGUUGGGAUGAACCCCGGAGAGCUGCUAAGCUGCGACAAGGAAGAGCCAGCUUUGGCGUGUGUGUUGAUCAGGGAACUCAGCGCUGUGGCUGCGAGGUGGCCCAGAGCCUCCCGCUGCCCUGCGCUGUCACCCUCUUCUCCUUUCGCAAAUCUCUGCAUCGCUGCUCUGGUUUUCCACCUCCAGGGCUGGCUUUGAAAAGGCUCCAGAGGAGCCGAGCCAAGUUCUCCUAAUAGCCUUUUCAAAACUUGCUCUUGUGUUUGCCUGCAGCAAUUAGCUGCUUUGUUGGAGAAGAGCAGUUUUUUCAUCAGCCUGUUGAUGGUUGUGUGGAAGCGGGGGCAGCUCCCAUGAAGCGUUGUUGAUGGCAUCUGUCAUGAGUCUGUGAUGCUCCCGUCAGUGAUAACUCUAUUAGUGUGACCUAUGCAACGCUACCGGUCGCUGAAUUUCCUCCUACUCCUGGCACUGCAGGGGACGAGGGGUGCCGCAGUCCUUUCAGAGCCCUCUCCGGUGAUUCCCCCCAUUCUCGUUGCCCCGGGAGUCGUUGCUUGCCGUGGGGGUGCAGGCGAGGGCUCUUCGGGUGCAUCCCAGAAACGGGACAGUGGAUGGAAGGCAGUUGUGGGGUGGCUUCCAGCGUAGCAGCCCUGUUUGGAAUAACGCUGUUGGAGUGUGCGGAGCUGCCAGCGAGGCUGCACACCUCGGGCCCGGCUCUCGUGCUCUGCCCUUGCAGGGGAGCUAAAGAAAGAUGAACUUUAGCUCUUGAGCUACUUUUAGCAGCUUCACUCUGAGCUCUGGACAGCGUGUUUACCCCUGGGCUUGCAUCAUGCCGUGCUUGGCCCUGGCCGCUUCGGCUGCUCCCUGGCUCCGUUCCAGAGCCGGGAGGAGAGGCUAACCGCAGAGACGGGCGAGCCCAGCAGAAUCGGAAAGGUUCAACCCUCAGAUCUCUCAACCCAGUCAAGGGAGGCUUCCCGGCGGUGGGGCUGGCUGGGGAGAGGCUCCUGCACCGGGGUUUGGGAGCUGGCGAGAUCAGGACUUCCCUGAGGCUGGUGACUGUGACGGUGAGGAGCGUCACAGGGACCCUUUCCCUGCACGGCAGUCGGCGCUUCAGGCUGCCUGGCCGCCUGCUGUUGAUGCUGGAGGAGCUGGAGCUCGGUCUGCACCGAAGGAGCCCCUCAGCCCUUUGGCUUUCGUCUCCUUCCUGACCUCUCCCCGCUCCCGGCCGGCCCUGCCUCCCGCAUCCCCUGCCUUGAUGAUGGGCCAGUGGCCUGCGUCGCAGGGGGCCCCCUUCCCGGGGCUGUGUGCCCUGCUGUCGCCCGCUGUGACAGAGCUGUCUCUGCUUGAGCCCAUGUCCUGCCAAAGCACGUCUCAGGGCUCUUCCCAGCCGGCUGCUCUUGCUGCAGUGUCUGGAGGGGUCGCCAGGUCAGGCUGCGGUUGAACUGGGGGGUGUAAAAACCUCAGUGUGAUCUGCUUCUGCUGAGGCUGAGACAUCCCUGGAGGUGAGAACUGGAUGCAGCAGAGCCCCCGGGGACGGCGAGCAGAGGCCAAAUCCUGCGCUGGGCUGGCUGCAGGCGCAGCGAGCAGGCAGCGGCCGACCCUGCGGGCUGCGUGCUUCUUCCGUGGUCUGCAGCCACUGCCUUGGCUUCCUCGGCCGCUCUCCCCGCGCGAUGCCUGCGGUGGGAAGAGGCAGAGCAGCUCCUGUUUCGCCGCGUUUUAGUUUUGUUUUUCAGGGAUCGUCGCGACGGCGCACGGUGCUGGGGCCCUGCCGGGGCACCGGCUUCCUGCAGCCGCGGAGCAUGCGCUGCAGCGGGGGCACCUCGAGCAGGGCCCGGGCUGCCGCGGCGGCUCGCUCUGUGGCUAUUUGUGGCAGCGAGAAGUGCCUGAUUCCCGUCCAAACGCUGCUGCCGCGUGGCAGCCCGGGAGCUUUGCCUUAAGCCUUCCGGUGCUCUGCAGGCUGGGGCUGCAGUACUGCCCUGAAAUACCCGGGUUGUGGCUUUCUCGUGGAAGAUUUGCUUGGAUCGGGGUUCAGUGAAGCAGCAACUGGUUCAGCUGAUAGGGGAAAGCCCAUCCGUGAGCCAUUCCGCAGCGGGGGCUGCCCAGGAAGCCGGGUCCUGUGCCACAGUGACACCGCAGCGGUGGCACGGCAACACCCGUCCUCGGCUCCCGGCUCAGGACUGGGGAUGCUGCUCCAGCAGGAGACGGGCUGGGGCAGCGGCUGCCGUUUCCCCACAGUCUGGUGAAGCACCCGCCGUGCACGGGGCUGCCAUCGCCGUGGUGCAAUAGGAAACGAGGUGGCUGAGCUCACCAGCUGGCAGGGGACUCUGGUGGCUUGUAGGUUUUCAGCUCUUGCCUGGCCCAUGUAUUUCUUGGGGUUUUUACCCCCAGAAGAAGCACCACAGGGUUCACGCUGGAGUGGGAGCAGCCACCAGGGCCAGGUUAAGAGAGCCGUGAAUGCACCACAGCCGCCUGCGUGGAAGGAUUGCUCCUGUGCCGCUGCAGGCGGGCAAACGGCCAGCAAAGAGCUGAAUCCACUGCAAAAUGGGGGCUCUGAGGCAAUGCCCGGUCGCAGUGGCCCUGUCACAUCAAGCCAGGUCUUGCUCCGAGGCUGAAGGAGCGUCUGUUGUUUACAGGCUCCUGCGUGGACCAGUGUUUCUCUCUCUCUCCCCUCCCUUUCACUCAUUGCUCCAUUAAAACCAGGCUUGGUUCACGUGGUCUUCUCUGAGGAUUGCACCAGAGGGUGGCUGGUCAAGGUUAAUGGCCUGGGGAUGUGGCCGCUGUCUCUGGGGCUACUCAAUGCUGUGAAGUUCUAAAAACCCCUCUAACUCCAUGCCGGGUCCCAGUGUCUGUCUUCUCCCUGUGGCCCAGUCCACGACAGGAUGUUCCCCCUUUCUCUCUUCUUACAAAAAGAAUCCAGAAAAAUGGGGAAAGUGUGAGAUGCAGCAAAGAUCAGAAGAGCACGACGUACUGUGCCGCUGAAAGCGUCCGGUGGCAGCGAUAUGAUACGUGGGGCUCAAAACUCCUCAUGCUGCUCUGUGCCCCGGGAUGUCUUAUUUGCUGGUCUUGCCUGAUGAAAGCCUGCCUGGCUCCUGCGUGGAGCGGCUGCUCUCGCCAUGGGUCUGGGUCUGGUUGUUUUGGCUUUGCCUGCUCCCAGCGCACCCUGGGGCUCAGGGCAGAGCAGCCCGGUUUGCUGGAGGGGAGUAAAUCCCAUCCUGAGGAGUGGCACGGCCUUCCUCCCGUCUGCCUCCUCGCUGAGCAAAGCUCUGCUUGCCGGACGCAGCCCUCUGCCUCCCGGCACCCCUCCUGCUGCCGGCCCCUUCCCAGACCUUCACCCGUCCCGGUGCAUUCGCUGGGGUUCUCUUUGUGCCGGCUCCAUGGGGCUGCCCCACUGCCAUGGUUUGCUCCAGCGCUGCCGCAGGACGGAGCGCAGUGCCCCGGCCCAUGCCGAGCCCGGGGCCAGCCUGGGACUUGUGGCUGGUGCCGGCCCCUCGUCUGCUCCUGCGUCACUGGCGGUGCCCGCUGCUGCUCCGCUGGCCGUCCCCAAAGCCCAGCUGGCGCGUCGCCCGCUGCGGUGACCUUUGGAAAAGCAACAGCCCUCUGCAGGGGAGUGACUUGCUGCUGGUGUGGAGCAGAGCUCUGUGCCUUUGCUCCCUGAACACAGCUUGCCGUCCCCUCGUUAGCGUCAGUUUGAUUUCCAUCCCUACGCAAGUCGCUAACUCGAAAAUUGCUCCUUCCUUGUUUCUGAUGUUUCCCGGCAGUCUCCGCCUUCUGCACUUACUGUAAGCUCUGCAGCUCUUCCCUGCCUCCCGGAGCAGAGGCAGGCAUGCGCUGUCUGGCCGGAGGGUGCCUGGAAGACAUUGGCACCAGAUUAAAGCCUUGUACCUGUCGUUAGUGACCUACAUGCCCGAGACCCCUCCCUUUCCCCCGGGAAAGAAGGUCUCCGGAGCUGGCCAGGAUGGCGCAGUGGAACCAGCUGCAGCAGCUCGACACGCGGUACCUGGAGCAGCUCCACCAGCUCUACAGCGACAGCUUUCCCAUGGAGCUCCGGCAGUUCCUGGCCCCAUGGAUUGAGAGCCAGGACUGGGCGUACGCUGCCAGCAAGGAGUCGCACGCCACGCUGGUGUUCCACAACCUGCUGGGGGAGAUCGACCAGCAGUACAGCCGCUUCCUGCAGGAGUCCAAUGUCUUGUACCAGCACAACCUGCGGCGCAUCAAGCAGUUCCUGCAGAGCAGGUACUUGGAGAAGCCGAUGGAAAUCGCCCGCAUCGUGGCUCGCUGCCUGUGGGAAGAGUCCCGGCUGCUCCAGACGGCUGCCACCGCAGCCCAGCAAGGGGGACAGGCAACGCAUCCAACAGCAGCCGUAGUGACGGAAAAGCAGCAGAUGCUGGAGCAGCAUCUGCAGGAUGUGAGGAAGAGAGUGCAGGAUCUGGAGCAGAAGAUGAAAGUGGUGGAGAAUCUACAGGAUGACUUUGAUUUUAACUACAAGACUUUGAAAAGCCAAGGAGACAUGCAGGAUCUGAAUGGAAACAAUCAGUCGGUGACCCGGCAGAAGAUGCAGCAGCUGGAACAGAUGCUCACGGCGCUGGACCAAAUGCGAAGGGGUAUUGUGAGCGAGCUGGCCGGACUGCUGUCAGCCAUGGAGUAUGUGCAGAAGAUGCUGGCAGAUGAGGAACUGGCAGACUGGAAGAGACGGCAGCAGAUCGCCUGCAUUGGCGGCCCACCGAAUAUCUGCUUAGACCGGCUCGAGAACUGGAUAACCUCUCUUGCCGAAUCACAGCUACAGACCCGGCAGCAGAUCAAGAAGUUGGAAGAACUGCAGCAGAAAGUGUCCUACAAGGGUGACCCAAUCGUCCAACACCGGCCCAUGCUGGAGGAGCGGAUUGUGGAGCUGUUCAGGAACCUGAUGAAAAGCGCUUUCGUCGUGGAGAGGCAGCCCUGCAUGCCCAUGCACCCCGACCGGCCCCUGGUCAUCAAAACCGGCGUGCAGUUCACCACCAAAGUCAGGUUGUUGGUCAAGUUUCCCGAGCUGAACUAUCAGCUGAAAAUUAAAGUCUGCAUUGACAAGGACUCCGGGGAUGUUGCAGCACUUCGGGGGUCCCGGAAGUUUAACAUCCUGGGGACAAACACCAAGGUCAUGAACAUGGAGGAGUCGAACAACGGCAGCCUCUCAGCAGAGUUCAAGCACCUGACCCUGCGGGAGCAGCGGUGUGGGAACGGAGGCAGAGCCAACUGCGACGCCUCGCUGAUAGUCACUGAGGAGCUGCACCUCAUCACCUUUGAGACAGAGGUGUAUCACCAGGGGCUGAAGAUCGACCUGGAGACCCACUCGCUGCCUGUGGUGGUCAUCUCCAACAUCUGCCAGAUGCCCAAUGCCUGGGCAUCCAUCCUGUGGUACAACAUGCUGACCAACAACCCCAAGAACGUGAACUUCUUCACCAAACCCCCCAUCGGGACCUGGGACCAGGUGGCGGAGGUGCUGAGCUGGCAGUUCUCCUCCACCACGAAGCGCGGCCUCAGCAUCGAGCAGCUGACGACGCUGGCGGAAAAACUUCUAGGGCCAGGUGUGAAUUACUCCGGCUGUCAGAUCACCUGGGCCAAGUUCUGCAAGGAGAACAUGGCUGGCAAAGGCUUCUCUUUCUGGGUCUGGCUGGACAACAUCAUUGACUUGGUGAAAAAGUACAUCCUGGCGCUGUGGAACGAAGGGUACAUCAUGGGAUUCAUCAGCAAGGAGCGGGAGCGAGCCAUCCUGAGCACCAAGCCUCCGGGAACCUUCCUGCUGCGGUUCAGCGAGAGCAGCAAGGAAGGUGGCAUCACCUUCACGUGGGUGGAGAAGGACAUCAGUGGGAAGACCCAGAUCCAGUCCGUGGAGCCUUACACCAAGCAGCAGCUGAACAACAUGUCAUUUGCGGAGAUCAUCAUGGGCUACAAAAUCAUGGAUGCCACCAACAUCCUGGUGUCCCCCCUGGUGUACCUGUACCCGGACAUCCCCAAGGAGGAGGCGUUUGGGAAGUACUGCCGCUCGGAGAGCCAGGAGCACUCUGAAGCUACUGACUCAGGUGCCGCUCCGUAUCUGAAGACCAAGUUCAUCUGUGUCACCCCCACCUCCUUCAGCAACACCAUCGACCUGCCCAUGUCCCCGCGCACCCUGGACUCGCUCAUGCAGUUUGGCAACAGCAGCGAGGGCGCAGAGGCCAACGCAGGAGGGCAGUUUGAGUCACUGACCUUCGACAUGGAGCUGACGCCGGAGUGCGCUUCUUCACCCAUGUGAGGUGCUCUGCCGGCGCUCGCGGGGGCCCUCCCGAGACUCGGGCUUCCCACCUCCAAAGAGCCCCCCCGGUCUCGCCCUGCUUGGUCACGGCUGCUCUGGGCCGUUCCUCGGAGGAGCUGGGGGGGGGUCCUCGCCACCGAUUCCUUGUUUGACCCAAACGCACACCCCCCUCUCGAGGGUGGUGCCGUUCGUCUCUUUGUGGGAGGGGGGGGGGAUGGGGGAUGAACCUUUUUCUAUUUCCUUCCGUAACAGUUUUUUAUUAUUGUUUUGCUCAUUCAAGUGCCUAUUAGCCUCCCAUCGCAGCCUCAGUUUUUACAAACGCUUCUGCAGCCCCAGGCGUGCUGCCUGCUGCUGGAAGCUGCUUUCCCCACUGCCAGAGUCCAAAAGCCCACGAAGAUCCCACGAGCCCGGAUUUGCCUCCGGGUGCCUGAGCCGGGGACGGGGGGGGAUCGGCCGGUCCUGGCCUCCACGCAGGUUCCCUGAUGCACCACGGUGGGCAACUGUGCCCCAGCAGCCCUCCCAGGGGGCAGAGGGGUCUCCUCUCCACACCUUUGGCCCUGGUUUUGCCCAGGAGUGACCGGCAGACGGCUCGGGGCUGGAGGUGGCCGGGCCCAGGCGCUCCCGUAAGAGCCAUGUUCCUUGCUGGGCUCUGCCGGGAGCAGGGAGUUUCGGUGGCUGCCUCCGCUUGCCACCAGCUCCCUGCUGCGGGCACCCAGCUCCGACUGGCUCUAGCAGCCCCAGGGAUCCUGCUGGGACAACUGGUUUCCCUGGGGCAGGGCAGUGAUGUGUCCCAACACCAGCGCGUGCUGUGCAGGGUGAGACCCGUCGGACCCCCGGGGGCAGGAUGGGAGGCCGCUGGAUCCAACGUGACCGGCAGUGGACGGCCUGGCUUGGCCCUUUUCCCCCCGGUAUGGCUGGUGCUGUCCCAGGCAGUGGGUUUGCAGCUUCUCGGGGGCUUCACGUGGCAUUUUUGUUAGAGGUUGGCUGUGGCUGUUAAGGUAGGAGGUGGCAAGAGUUGAAGGGAGCAGGAUGUACGUAGGGAGAGGAAUCCGCUGUCGGCCAGCGCUCGCCAGAGACGUGGGUGUUGCAAAGGGCAGGUUUCCUCCUCGGGGGGGGGAGCCGGGGGGCGGAGGGGGGGUGUCGAGGAAAGCGGGAAGCCGUGCUUGACCGACGGUUGUGGUUCUGUGCACCCCCAAAUGGGGGGAGCCCUGCCCUUUCCAUGCGGUGGGCACACAGACAGUGAUGAGCGAGGAAGAAGAGGGAGCAGGAAGGCUGCCUGUCCCCCUCCCCGGGGUGCUAACGGAGCUGUGGCUGCCCGGGGGGUGGCGGGGGGGGGAGGUUGUGUGCUGUGCUUGGCCGGGCCGGUGCUUCAGGGCUGGGCUGUCACCGAGGCUGUGGGUGACAGCGGCAGAGAAACGUUGUAGUGGGCACCAGCCCUGGGUUGGACACGUCUGAUGGGUCUUAACUGGGUCCUGGGUGGAGAGAAACCCUCAAUCAUCUGUACCGGUGAUGCCGCUGCGGCGCAGGGUGGACCCGACGCCCGGCUCUGGCACUUGUGCCCAGUAAUGGCGGUGGGGUGUCCCCCCGCACCGGCUGGGGGCUGCGCUGUCGGCAUCGCAGCCUGCGGGCAGGGGGAGAUCCCCGGGGAAAGCAGAGGGCUGGGGGGUCCGGGCCGGCCCCCGUCCCUGUGUGGGCAGGAGACGGUGGCUGUGGCUGCCCCAGGGGACAAGAAGGCCCUUUGGAGCUGGGAGGUGCCCCGAGGGGACGAGGGCCGUGCCCCUUGCUCGCGCGUAGCUGCCUCCAGCUGCUGUAGCCCCGGGCAGCACUCAAUACUGUAAAAAAAUUUUUAUUUUUUUGUAUAUUUUAUUGCUGUAUCUACAGGCUUUAACUUUCUCCAAAAUAAAGGCUCUGAAGCGA